Molecule: messenger RNA, 162 nt
Organism: Strongylus vulgaris
Lineage: Eukaryota; Metazoa; Nematoda; Chromadorea; Rhabditida; Strongylidae
Source: the annotation of a GenBank genome assembly
UUCCGUCGGCAUAAUUCUCAAGCUCCAUAUGUCCAGUGGCGAAUGGCACCUCCCAUGAAGCAGCCUUUAGUGCCUGUUCAGAAGAAACACGGUGUGAUCCGUAGAGCUAGUGAACGACGUCCCAUGGCACCAGCUCGUGCUCUUGCGGAGUUUGUCCAGUAA